AAAAAAAUAAUGGAAGAAGAAAAUUGCUCCUCAGUGACUGAAUUCAUUUUCUUGGGAAUCACUAGUACUCCGGGGAUGAAAGUCACCCUGUUUACCAUGUUUCUACUUAUUUAUCUCAUUAACCUUCUGGCAAAUCUCGGAAUGAUUGUUUUAAUAAGAAUGGAUCCCCAGCUGCACACGCCCAUGUAUUUUUUCCUCAGUCACCUCUCUUUCUGUGACCUCUGCUAUUCCACAGCAAUUGGGCCCAAGAUGCUGGUGGACCUACUGGCCAAGAACAAGUCAAUCCCCUUCUAUGGCUGUGCUCUGCAAUUCCUGAUCUCCUGCACUUUUGCAGAUUCUGAGUGUCUACUGCUGGCAGUGAUGGCCUAUGAUCGGUACAAAGCCAUCAGCCACCCCUUGCUCUACACGGUCAGCAUGUCCAGCAGGCUGUGCUCCCUGCUCCUGGCUGGGGUUUACGUGGUGGGAAUGGCAGACGCUUUGAUACACACGACAUUAACAUUCCGCUUAUGCUUCUGUGGGUCUAAUGAGAUUAACCAUUUCUUCUGUGAUAUUCCUCCUCUUCUAUUGCUGUCUUGCUCAGAUACACAGAUUAAUGAGUUAGCAAUAUUCACUAUUUUUGGCUUCAUCGAACUGAGUUCCAUUUCCGGAGUCCUUGUCUCUUAUUGUUAUAUCAUCCUAUCAGUUUUGAAGAUCCACUCUGCUGAGGGGAGGUUCAAAGCUUUCUCCACCUGCACCUCCCACCUCACUGCAGUUGCAAUUUUCCAGGGAACCCUGCUCUUCAUGUAUUUCAGACCAAGUUCUUCCUAUUCUCUUGAUCAAGACAAAAUAACCUCAUUGUUUUACACCCUUGUGAUUCCCAUGUUAAAUCCUCUGAUUUACAGCCUACGGAACAAAGAUGUGAAAAAAACUCUAGAAAAAUUGAAAACUAAA
Phacochoerus africanus (Common warthog) is the source of this 930-nucleotide messenger RNA. Its product is annotated as olfactory receptor 5W2. Gene Ontology annotation, molecular function: odorant binding; olfactory receptor activity; G protein-coupled receptor activity. Gene Ontology annotation, biological process: sensory perception of smell; G protein-coupled receptor signaling pathway. The annotation marks the transcript as partial. The record is from RefSeq and is a predicted model, not a curated record. The transcript has a single exon. Lineage: Eukaryota; Metazoa; Chordata; Mammalia; Artiodactyla; Suidae. Gene Ontology annotation, cellular component: membrane.